AUGAAUAUGUUGGAUGAUGAAGAUGACCAAAGCUUUCACGCUACGCGUGACGGCUACUCCCAUUUGAGCGAUGUCGAAUGGGAUGCGGUUGAACGAAUGGGUUCAACCAUGGGCAUCCAUGCUGUUAGCGUCAUGCUAGAGGCUCUCAAUAGAGAUGCCCAACAUGCUACUAUCGCCAAGUUCAUUCAAAAUGAACUUGACGCAGAACGCGAGAAAGUAGCCUUGCUUCACCAACAAGGUUCUCAACAAGCAGAGUUGUUGAGAGAACAGGGUGCUCAACAGUUUGAACUGUUGAGACAGCAGCAGGCUGCUGCUGGUGGGUCGAUGCACUCGCGUCGACCCGAAACCUUGAAGAUUGACAUCUCCAAGUAUAGGGGGGUCGAAGAAGACUCCCUCUUGAGAUGGUUCGUCGAAUUGGAUGACACCAUAAGGGCGCGUCGCAUCGACGACGGGGAUAUGCAAGUUGCAUUUGCCCAGUCAAAUCUGGCAGGACGUGCCAAGACUUGA
Molecule: messenger RNA, 507 nt
Organism: Peronospora matthiolae
Lineage: Eukaryota; Oomycota; Peronosporomycetes; Peronosporales; Peronosporaceae
Source: the annotation of a GenBank genome assembly